Molecule: messenger RNA, 1344 nt
Organism: Humulus lupulus (European hop)
Lineage: Eukaryota; Viridiplantae; Streptophyta; Magnoliopsida; Rosales; Cannabaceae
Product: MMS19 nucleotide excision repair protein homolog
Exons: 6
Coding region: 1-1344 (447 amino acids)
Biological process (GO): iron-sulfur cluster assembly
Cellular component (GO): cytosolic [4Fe-4S] assembly targeting complex
Source: RefSeq, a predicted model, not a curated record
AUGGGUACUGCCUUAGGGAAGAUAAAGUAUAUAUGUGUAGCUUUGUCAUCAACACCUCUUCUUGAGCCAUAUGUCAUUUCCUUUCUUCUUGAAAAACUCUCUUCUUCUCUGCCAUCAUCAAAGGUUGAUUCUUUAAAGUAUCUGAGCUAUUGCUCAUUGAAGUAUGGAGCAGACAGGAUGGCCAAACAUGCUGGAGCUAUUUGGAGUUCCAUUAAAAGUGAAAUGAGUACUUCAGUAAAAGAGCCUACUGAAGCUGUUACAUCAGAAUCAAUAAAUGGUCUUGGGUUUCAGGAAAAUGAAAUUGCAGCAGAAUCUUUAGUGCUUCUGGGAAAAGUUGUCUUGCAAAAUAACGAUUUAUAUUUAAGUUUGAUUCUGGAUGAUGAAGACAUUAGUAGAAUUUUCAACAUCAUCACAAGUUAUAGGAGUUACAAUAAUAUCCCAUUGGAAGGUAAAGAAAGGCUACAUGUUGUUGGUCGUAUCCUAUAUAUUACCUCAAGAACUUCCAUUGUUUCCUGCAAUAGAGUGCUUGAAACUUGUUUUCCCCGCUUGGUGGAGAUUCUGGAAAGAAAUUCAUCUAGGGAUCACUUCCUAAAUUUUGGAGCUCUAUAUCUGUGUGUGGAACUCCUUGCUGCAUGUAGAGAUUUGAUUCUAGACUCUGGAGAACUUGUUUCUAACUCUAUUUCAACUCACGAGGCAUGUUGUUGCAUCAUUCGGAACUGUUUUGAUUCAUUAAUUCAUAUUCUCUGCUCUACCCUUAUUGCAACUGCUAAUGAAGCUGUUCAUGAUGUGGAUAUUUACUUUAGAGUAAAGAGCUUGCAGAUUUUGGCUACAUUUCCCGAAGGUCAUUUACCGAUAUCAAAAAGUAUAUUCGAGAAUAUUUUGACAUCACUUGUGUUAAUUAUCCAGGUGGAUUUCAAACAGAUGCUGUUAUGGAAGCUUGCCGUGAAGGCAUUAGUUCAUAUUGGCUCUUUCAUCAGUAAAUGUAAUGAGUCGGAGAAGGCACUGAGCUAUACAAGUAUUGUUGUUGAAAAAAUUGUUUCAUCACUGUCUAGUGACAAAUUUACCCUGCCUUUUCCACUCAAACUGGAAGUGGUAUCUGAAUUAGGUGCAAGUGGACAGAAUCAUAUGCUGAUGAUUGUUCAAGGGUUGGAAGGGGCUAUAUUUGCUAACCUUGAUGAUUUUUUAGUCCAUGGGAAUAAAAAGUCUGCUGAAUUAGCAAUUCAACUCCUACAAUGCUAUUCUGAAAAGGUUAUUCUGUGUUUGAUUUUCAAAAUAUGUGUAUGUGUUACUGCUGAUGAGGCUACUAUUGCUGAAAUAUCUUGUCCAAAUGUUUCUUGUGUGUAG